AUGCCUAUAGUUGAAAUCAUUUUUUUGAUCAUUUUUGAAAUUGUGUCUUUUAUUGGUAUUUUGGAAAAUGGAUUCAUUAUAGUUGUGAAUGGACACCAAUGGUUCCAAAACAGGAAGAUGAUCCCUUGUGAUUUCCUUCUGACCAKCCUGAGUUCCUCCAGGUUUAUCAUGCAGUUGGGUUUUCUCAUAUACCACAUUUUGUACUUCAMUCUAAAUAUUAAUUUACAGCUUUUCUUGGGGGAUGUUAUUUUCUUUUGGUGGAUGUUUUUCAACACGAUCAGCAACUGGUGUGCCACGUGGCUGAGUGUUUUCUAUUGUGUAAAGGUUGCCAACUUUGCCAACCCCCUCUUCCUCUGGCUGAAAGCAAGGAUCAAUGUGCUUGCASCCAGGCUGCUUGGACUGUCCRUAGCCAUUKUCACAGUCUCUUGUCUUCCUUCACUUGUUGAUUAUUUUGGACACACAAAGUGGUACAAUCUGACAGAGACUCUGCCGGAAAAUGCCAGCCGAAGAGAUGUUUAUGUCAUCGCUCUCAUUAUUUUUCUUCCCAUGCAAUUUUCUUUUUAUGUCAUAAAUUUGUGUGUAAGUACAAUUGCAUUCAUUCUUUUGCUUGUCUCUCUGUGGAGACACACAAGAAAUCUAAAGAAAAGUGGUGUUGGUGUUAAGGACCUCAGCACUCAGGUCCACAUUAAAGUCAUGGCAUUUUUGUUGUUCUGGUUUUUCUUCUACUUCAUAGAUUUCAUUGCUCUGAUCAUUUAUGCUGACUUCCUUAAUAAUAUGAAUAAGACUGGGAGAGUUCUAGGACUACUUCUUGGCAUCUGGAUGUCUGUGUUUCCUUCUGCACACUCUAUUAUAUUAAUCUUAACCAAUCCUAAACUGAAAGAAAUGUAUACUUGCAUCAUAAAAGUAAUGUAUGCUCACAUCAUGAACAUCAGACACAGCACUUCAUAG
Molecule: messenger RNA, 948 nt
Organism: Anolis sagrei ordinatus
Lineage: Eukaryota; Metazoa; Chordata; Lepidosauria; Squamata; Anolidae
Source: RefSeq, a predicted model, not a curated record